This is a messenger RNA of Protopolystoma xenopodis, 258 nucleotides long. NCBI's taxonomy places the organism in Eukaryota, Metazoa, Platyhelminthes, Monogenea, Polystomatidea, Polystomatidae. The record is from the annotation of a GenBank genome assembly.
AUGCAGUCCAAAGGACCAGGUUACACCCGCAUGUGCGGUCAUGGCAGCCGGGCAAAGGACAUGCGGCCAGUCACACUCAACUCUGAUGUGCCAGACAUUGCGGAGGGUGACCCCGACCCUCGUACCGACAGGGCCCAAUCGACACUUGGCGUCGCCAGGUGCGACCGAGACCUACCCGAACCGGGCCGGACCGCGAUGGGCUUGCCCAUUGAUUGGGCAAAAUGGGAUAGGUCCGCUUCAGCCGUCAUACCGGGUUGA